Molecule: messenger RNA, 222 nt
Organism: Paracoccidioides lutzii Pb01
Exons: 2
Coding region: 1-222 (73 amino acids)
Source: RefSeq, a predicted model, not a curated record
AUGGCUCCGGAUGAGGGGACUGCCUCCAACACCGACGCAAAGAGCGUGCUUUCUGGUCCAUUGCCGCCUCCCUUACCUAUCCCUGCUGCGGCGUCUAGUUACAUUAAUUCACCCCCGCCUGGUAGUACUGAUAUGAGCAGUCAUGCUAGUAAGAGGGAGCGGAGGAGGGCGGAGAGGAGGACGGUGUCGAGGCAGGGGAGGCAUAAUGUUGAGUUUACUUGA